Postia placenta MAD-698-R-SB12 is the source of this 417-nucleotide messenger RNA. RefSeq lists its product as hypothetical. NCBI's taxonomy places the organism in Eukaryota, Fungi, Basidiomycota, Agaricomycetes, Polyporales, Adustoporiaceae. Bases 1 to 417 code for a protein of 138 amino acids. The transcript is spliced from 2 exons. The record is from RefSeq and is a predicted model, not a curated record.
AUGUCCACACCCGUGGAGCUGAUCAGCACUGUGGUGCUAUGCCGCUUUUUUCUCAAUCUUCGCCAGUUCUCCAGCCCAGACAUCAUUGACAGCGAUACAUCCUCCCACGCAAGCUCAUUCUCAAGCUUCGCAUCAAGGAUCAUCGGUAACCUGGGUGAGAUGCUCGAGGACUACCCUCAGGCUCCUGAGGACGACUUCGAAGGCGAGCUAGACGGGCUCAAUGAUGUGGAAGAUGUCGAUGGGGCAGUUGAUCUCGAUGGCAGUGCAGUACCUUCCUCGUAUGCCGACAAAGCUCAGACUCAAAUGGCCACUAUAGCAGUUCUUGAGCAGGAGACUUACGAGGGAGGUGCUUCCAAUCACGAGUUUCCUGAGGCUCCAGACGAGGGGUUCUCCCAGAGCGUGAUAGACAUUGUCUAG